AUGCACCCUACCGUAUGUAUUUUGGGUUGCUGCUGCACAAAGCCUACAACCCCGACAGCAACAACAACGCCAGUUGACGUGAACGCUUUCGGUUACUGCUAUAAUGGCGAACGUUCCCAAAUGAGAUGCUCUUCAACAUCUGUAUGUUCUAGCGGUCAAACCUGUAUUAAUGGACUCUGUUGUAAAACAACCGGCGAAGAAUGGCAAAAUGCAUGCGCAGGAUUGGCCGCGCUUGCCAGUUGUACGAAUGGUACGUGCGGUGAAUUCAUUUGUACAACAUCGAACUAUUGUUGUGAAUGUCAGUUUGGACGCACUAGCGGUUUAUGCUCUAAAGGAUGCGGGCCUGGAUUCACAUGUUCACCAAACAACUACUGCUGUCCUUCAUGUCCCAGUGUCGAUGCUAACAAAGUCCAUUGGAGUAUAGUGCUGGCCGGUGCUAUCUGUAUUCUUCUCGCUGUGUAUGCCGGUAGUAAGGAUCAACUACUACCACUCGAUAAUUACGGAACCCAGAAAGGAUGGUUUUUGCGACAACGUUCGAAAUUCACUAAUUCAACGCUAUUCCUCUCUGAGGUUACCGAAGCCCAGAAAAAGACUCACCCACUCCAUAAACUGCACAAGAAAAAACUAAUCAGAUAUGAUUUUGGGACAUCGUUUGCGAAUCAUUGCAAGCUCAAAGUUAAACCAAACGGCUCGCUGCCCUCCCUGGCCAGAGUGCUUGAGAUGAAGAUUGCUUCGCAGGUCCUACUUCGGUUGGCGGUGCUGCUCGGGUUCAAUAUCAAGUUCGUUUUGUGUAUGAUACGUAAUCAAAGCAUCCUGAUACUUUCUGGACGUCGAUUUUUAUGUCGCCUUCAACCUGUAAUAGAACUCUUGUCUUCCGUUGUUCUUGUGUUAAUGACGUGCCUACAUCAGGAACAGGACCAGUCAGUGAAAUGGUUAAUGCCGUACAACUUCCCCAUGUUUUCUUGUCUUUUCAUUCUUGGCGGUAUUAUGUAUUUAAAUCUGGACGUUAUUGACCUAUCGAAGAAGCUCAACGCUGCUCCGAUCAUUCAAGAAGUGGAGUCAGGCUGGGCAGAUGCAGAGUUUGAAAUAUGA
This is a messenger RNA of Necator americanus (New World hookworm), 1092 nucleotides long. RefSeq lists its product as uncharacterized. Lineage: Eukaryota; Metazoa; Nematoda; Chromadorea; Rhabditida; Ancylostomatidae. The transcript is spliced from 10 exons. Bases 1 to 1092 code for a protein of 363 amino acids. The record is from RefSeq and is a predicted model, not a curated record.